This is a messenger RNA of Durusdinium trenchii, 1856 nucleotides long. NCBI's taxonomy places the organism in Eukaryota, Dinophyceae, Suessiales, Symbiodiniaceae. The record is from the annotation of a GenBank genome assembly.
AAAAGACAGCGUCACACCGAACCGCGGCUUUUUCCCAUGAUGCCGCGGAACCGAUGCCGCGUUCUGCGCACGCUGCUCGCGCUCGCACUGUUUGGCGCACUGGGGCCUGUGGCCUUCAGCAUGGCGGGUGCGCUCGGCACCCGGACGCGCGGGUCGCGCGCCGGGCGUCGCUUGGACCGGUGUGUGCGGCAUUUUUGGCCUUUCGGGCAGGAGCAGGUGAGCGAAAAGCUGAAGAGCCGCUUCGAGUCCUAUGCGGAGGGCGAGGGCGCAGAGAUGCGGCUGAAGCGGGAGAACCUGCGCAGCGUCCUGGAAUGCACGGAGAGUUUUUGUUUGUCGAAGCAUUGGUUAGCUGAGAGCACCUUGGAUCGGAUCUAUGAGCAGUAUGCCACCAGCGAUGGCAUUGGCCUCAAGGAGUUCGGGCGUUUGGCGCAUGAUGGCUUCUUGUUAGAAGGCAAGAUCGAAGAAUAUGAGAAGGCCUUCACUGGCGUAGAUACCGAAGAGAAGGGAGUGAUUUCCAAGGAAGCUUUAGGACGGCUCUUCGAGGGUCUGGGGAAGUCGCUGAGUAGCGAGGAGCUCACCCGACUCGUGGACGAGGCCGACGUGGACCAUGACGGUAUCGACUUCGCGGACUUCUUGGGCCUGGCGCGAACGCAGCUGGAUCUCGCCGAGGUCAUCAGAUACCUGGAGACGACUCCCGAGCGGCCCUCAGAGCAUGAGGGCGAAACCGACAGCGCCUUGGGGCACAUGAACACCGUGCACAGUGAGGCGGAGCUUUAUGCGAUGAUUGGCCAAGAGGACGCCGUGGUGAAGUUGGCCUUUACCUGGUGCCGACCCUGCAAGGCCUUUCUGCCCAGGUAUGAGAAGUUCGCCAAGAUCUAUGAGAAGACACGGUUCCUGAAGAUCGUGGGGAAUGAGAACGAAUCCUGCAAACACUAUGCCAAGGAAGUCCUCCACGCCAAGAUCUCUCCCAUGUUCGCCGUGUACCGUCAGGGGAAAUUGGUGAAGACCUGGCAUGGCGCCAACAACGGGCGCUUUGUGUCCAACCUCGAAGGGCAGCUCCCCACCGCCCGGGAAUACGCCAAGGAGCGUGAAGCGGCUCAAAAGAAGGAUGACACCCUCGCAGCUACCUGAGGGGCUGAUGAGCUGAUGCAUUGACGUGAAUGUUUGUAAACCCAAAGUCAUGGAGGCCCUACACAUAGACAAUGUUACACUCUUAAGCGCCAAAGUCAUACUGUAGAUUGCCAAUGAGCAUUUGUAAACCGAAAGCGUGUGUAUAGCUGGAAGUUAACCUUGACUUUUUCGUUAUGUUUUUGAUGGGACAAGGAGUGCUCAUAUAUACAUCCGCAGGAUUGAUUUGGAAAACGCAUCGUUACAGUUUUAUGGUGGAAUAUUCUCGCAAAGAGCUGUUACAUCUAUAUCUUUCGGACAUAUUCCAUACUGUAUAUACAUGCAACAGUUUGGUUGAACCAAGACUGCAACAUGUCUCAAUAAGCCGCUUCUCAGCCUCAUCAUCCAGAAACGGCAAAGAGAUCAGAGGUGUAAGAGUGGGUGUUCAUCAAAGCCUAUUUCACUUGCUGCAGACUUACUGAAGCCAUCGCCGCUUGACUGUUCUUUACGCUUUGCUCAUUUUUACUCCAUCACGGACUCUUAGUUUUGUUUCCGCAUGUUUCCGCAUGUCUUCCAUGCAAAAAAUAAUCGAACAUCAAUUGCCGCCCGGGCCCCUUCAAUUUUGAGACAUUCCGUUCGACAAUUGGUCGUUGAGGCAUCCAAACCAUCCUUUUCCAAGGACGACCGUGGAUUUCGAUGACGUUGCUAGGAUCUCUUUAGCGAGCCAUCCCCAAAGCAGGACCUCUCAA